Helicoverpa zea (corn earworm) is the source of this 2260-nucleotide messenger RNA. RefSeq names its product nuclear pore complex protein Nup50 (gene Nup50). Gene Ontology annotation, biological process: protein import into nucleus. The record is from RefSeq and is a predicted model, not a curated record. Lineage: Eukaryota; Metazoa; Arthropoda; Insecta; Lepidoptera; Noctuidae. The transcript has 2 exons. Gene Ontology annotation, cellular component: nuclear pore. The coding region runs from base 308 to 2047 and encodes 579 amino acids.
CAUUCUUCCAUUCAACGAAAUCAAUGUCGUCGCCUGUCGGCCUGUGGAAUAAAGACGUGAAACUCAUUUUAAAAUUGAAAUUCAUGAUUCUGACAAUAGAUAUUAACUUAUUUAUUAUUUAAUUCAGUCUAGAAGUGUACAGCAGUAUCGUGCCGGAAUUCAAAUACCUAUAAUACUUGAGAUUAAAAUAUUUUGGUAGAUUGAAAACGACAUGUUCAUGCUGAAAUUUUCAUCUUGAUUGGCGCCACGACAAGGAUAGUAUUUCCACGAGUAUUUAUAUUAUUUAGAUCGUUUUACUACCUUCAGCAUGUCUGUUAAACGUCAAGCUACGACUGAAUUGAACCAUGAGAAUUGGGAUCAAGAUGAUCCCGCCGACCAUGAAGAAAUGGGCAGUUUCAAAAUUGCGCCGAAGGAAAUGCUUGAAAAACGUGUUAUCAGAACUGCAAAAAGGCGUAGCCAAGUUACUGGUGACGAGCCAAAGAAAAGUGUCUUCAGUGGAUUUAGUGGAUUCAAUAAAGCUCAACCAGCCUCUUUUGACUUCUUGUCAAAAUUAACUAAUGGAAGCAAUGACAACAAUGGUUCAUCCAGCAAGGCAGAUUCAUCGGUGACAUCGAGUUUGUUUACAAAUAAGCCACUUGCAAGUCCAAGCAGCGGUGGUUUUGGCAAUCAAUCAAAUACAACACCAACCAAGUCCCCAUUUGGUUCUCCACAAAUUCCGUCAGGCUUCUUUGGUAUUCCACCUCCAAGCACACAGCCUUCAGUAUUUAGUACAUCUAAAGCUGACUCCACUGUCAAUGAUUCUCCAUUUAAAAUACAGACUGUUACCAGCUCAACAGAUAACAAUACAGAUUCUACAAAAUCAUCUAGCGCACCAGUUACCUCCAGUAAAUUUGACAUUCCAACAACCAGUUCUAAUAAUGUAGCAAAGUCAUCAUUUUCAGGCUCCAAUUCAACUCUAUUUAAAAUCCCACCAUUGCCAAACACAAAUGCUGUACAAAACAAAUUUGGUUUGACAUCAAAACCAGAAUUAAAAGCUAAUAACACAGAGAAAAAAAUUGAAGAUACCAAGAAUGAUAAAAAGAUGAUAUACUAUUCAAAACUAAAAGGUUUGAAUGAAUCUGUAUGUGAUUGGAUAAAAAAACAUGUGGAACAAACUCCUCUAUGUAUACUUUCACCAAUAUUUAAAGAUUAUGACAAGUAUUUAAAAGAAAUACAGGAAGAAUAUAAAGGUUCAGAAGAAGGAAACAAAAAACCGGAUGAUAAAAAUCCAACAAGUGAUGCGGAAGGAAAUAUUGCUAGCAAGCCUGCAGCACAAAACGAGACAUCAAAACCAUCAAUUUUUAAUGUGUCACCAAGUUCUAAAUCACUGUUUGCUACUCAAAGUUCUCCAACAGCAGCAAGUGAAAAACCGGGCUCAUUUUCGUUUGGGGUUGGUUCAUCUACAAACACUUCAAGUACAAUCACUACCAGCUCAGCAGGAUUUUCAUUUGGUGCCAUUACUUCAAGUACUGCGAGUGCGGUAACAUCUUCUCCUUUCUCAUUUGCCACAACCACAAGCACCACAGCAGCCAAUGGAUCAGCAGCGCCAUUUUCCUUCGGGAUUGCAAAGCCUUUCAGCUUUAAUUCAAAUGUAAAACAAAACACAGACACUGCUGAAGAAGCCAAUGAAGAUGAAGAUGCACCACCUAAAGUGGAAUUUACACCAGUUGUUGAAGAAAAUUCUGUUUAUGAUAAGCGCUGCAAAAUAUUUGUUAAAAAAGAUGGUAAUUUUGUUGACAAAGGUGUUGGUACAUUAUACAUAAAAAAAGUAGAAGAAAGUGGAAAACAUCAGCUACUUGUUAGAGCCAAUACUAACUUGGGCACUAUUUUAGUGAACUUGAUAUUAGUGUCUGCGAUCCCUACACAGCGCAUGGGCAAAAAUAAUGUUAUGUUGGUAUGCAUACCUACACCAGAAUCAAAGCCCCCACCAACACCAAUCUUAAUUAGAGUGAAAACUUCAGAUGAAGCUGAUGAAUUACUAGAAACUUUAAACAAAUAUAAAACAUGAAGUUUUAAUCUACUAUGUUAGUUUAUGCUUAACUAGUUAUAAACUUUUUACUGUACCUAUAAUAUAGCUGGACUAGAGUAGCCAUUUUGUUCAGAAAUUGUAUUUUUUAUUAAUUUUUUUUUCUACAUAAUUAUCUGAAUGAUAUUGUAAUCAGUAAUAACAUUAUUGUAGACCUUGAUCAUUCAAUAAAAAACUAUUCAUAUUGCAUAAGAA